UUGGACCCAGUUAUAAUGAGUAAAGAAGAAGUAAAUUUAAUUUUAUCCAACAGAAACAAUUGGCCAGGAACAUUUAUUAUUUACGAGGAUUUGAAAAGGGAAAGAAUCGGUUUAGCUCUCAAAUGUAGAAACGGAGACAUAAAACAUCAUACAAUUGUCAUUGUCAACGAUUUAUAUUAUCUGAAGUCAUUUCCAUUCCCAUAUUUGGAGUCGAUUGUACUCUAUUAUCGAAAGCACAAACUUAAUGGAACAAAAUUGACCUGUCAGGCGGAUUGGAACUCGUACAUGAAACCAAGAAGAUCAGCAAGAAUCACACAGCAUCUAAUGUCAACAAUUCUUCCAACUAAUGUCAAUAAUAUCUCAGCCAGAGACAGAUUGUUGUUAUAUAAAUCAAAAUCCCUUAGGCUUUAGAUUUUUUCAAGUUUUUCUCGUCCGCGACAAUUAAGUUUAACUAGCUUAACGCUUUACUGAGCGCAGCCACAAUAGAAGUACAUCACCUCCCAAACCCUUGCUUUCGUCCAUGCUCGGACGGUGCUGCCAUCUA
Centruroides sculpturatus (bark scorpion) is the source of this 544-nucleotide messenger RNA. RefSeq lists its product as uncharacterized. The transcript is spliced from 3 exons. The record is from RefSeq and is a predicted model, not a curated record. The coding region runs from base 16 to 411 and encodes 131 amino acids. Lineage: Eukaryota; Metazoa; Arthropoda; Arachnida; Scorpiones; Buthidae.